GUAAGAAGCAAGGAAAAAAAUACAAAACAAAAUAAAACUUGAAUAUAAAAAAAUAGUACAGGGAUGUUGGGAACGGACUGGAAUAAAGACAUGUUGUUAACAGCCCAAAUAGAGAUCACAUUCAUUGAUUUCCUUUAGGUGACAAUGGUAGGGAGGUUAUUUAGCCUAGAAAUAUAUAGAGAUAUCCGUCACAGUUUUAAGAAAGUCUUCCAAGUUAUAUAGGCAGUUCAGUUUGUAACCACUUUCUUGUUAUUUGUCGGUACAUUAUCAUGUUUCGUCUCAGAGAUAACAAUGUAUGGGAACAUACAGCGUCUGGCUGAGCUAGAGGAACAGAGGGAAACUUAAAGAGCAGCAGGGACUGCCACAUAUCAGACAUUAGCUAUGAUAUCAAAAUGUGUAAUCCUUGUUUCAGGAACAGCAGAACAAGAUCAAUCAUGGCUAAUGAAAUAUUGGUGAUACAUGGGCAAAGGUUACACAAUUUUCAUGUUUUCAUCAGAUGGCCCUCACUGAUUGGCCCUGCCUAUUGGCUCAGCUUCCAUGUAUGUAGAUACAAAACAAAAAUGUUGUAGCUGUCACACAAAUUGUUUUCAGACGUCCCCCCCAACUGUACAAUCUGAGACACAAUAAUAUGGUAGUCUUAUUAGGUGUGUGCCUAAAUGUGUCUCACAGCGUGUAAUGUCAUAAAAUAGGCUGCCACCAGAGGGCAGCAGUGCUUAUUGUAUUAGAGCUCACUGCAAGCUGUGUGGUUUCUCUGUGGAUUCAUUUUGUAUUUAGUGAUGUUCACUGGGAUUGAACUGAUCUGUAGUGUACCUGUAACAGAGGUAGUGGAGGGUGAUCCCAAGACGUGUCAGAUCACAAACUCAGUAUCUGACAGACAUUUAAAGUGACAUUUAAACUUUUUUUCUUUUUUUUUUUAGAAUUAUGCACACUCCAAACAAAUACGGAGCAACGUAUCACUAGAAAGUUGGUUUGUCCACCCCUAACAUAAGAAACAAGAAUGCACAGUCCAUAGGUCUCUCUUUCAACAAACAGCUAACCUAACCAACAUAUUAAAGGUCCAGUGUGUAACAUUGAGGAGGCUCUGUUGUCAGAAAUGGAAUAUAAUGUUCAUAGCUAUGUUUUCAUUAGUGAAUAACCACCUGAGAUAAGAACUGUGGUCUUUUUCUUACAUUAGAAUGAGCUGUUUGUAUUUACAGAUGCAGCGUGUCGUCUUGCUUGGAAGCCGCCAUGUUGAACCGCCAUGUUUCUACAGUAGCCCAGAACGGACAAACCAAACACUCUAAAUAGGGCCGUUUUUUUGCAGCUACCAUAGUUUGUGCUGUUUGCACUUGGAAGGGGAGGCAAGCAGUUGCUAUCUGUAACUACACUGCUAGAUUCCACUAAAUCCUCCACACUGCUCCUCUAACACAAUGUGUGACAUUAUGCAGUUAGCUGGUCCGUGUAUGUUUUGGUCAUUGGAUUUUCCUUUCAGAAACGGGUAUUAAAAAACAGAAAACGAGAGGUUAUUUGAUUUUCGUUUUAAAAUACAAAAAUUCAAAUUGAAAUACAAGGCGUUUUUCUUUUUCAUGGUCAAAAAGGGAUGAGCGAAAUUAAAAAAAUGAUUCAAUUUUCAUUUUCUAUUUCAUAUAACAAAAAAUAAAAUCACUAGAAAACAGAAACAUGCGGAGAAACAGCGUAUUUACUUCCGGUUUUCAAAAUAAAGGUAUUUAGAGCCGUACGCUAUAAUUAAAAUAUGUUACAUUAAAGUGUUGUGCCCCUGAUGAAUAAAAAAACACUUUAUAUCAAGUAUCUUCACUGCACCAGUGUGGAGAAAUGCCGAAAAUAAAAGUCUCAUAUUUAUGCCUCCAGAGAUUGCAUAUUUGACCAUAUUUGAGGUACUGUAAAAACAUAUUGCUCAGUGUUUCCUGGCUACCGAUGGUAUAUUUGACUUUUACACAUAUGAGACUACAAACACACUUAAUAUCAAGCAUUUUUACUGUACAAAUUUGGAGAAAUUCAACAAUAAAAGUCCCAUAUUUAUACUUCCAGAUUCCAUAUUUUCUUAUAUUUGAGCUACGUAUUUUCUUAUAUUUGAGCUAUGUAACAUAUUAAAAUAUGUUACAUAUGAAAAAGAAAAACGCCUUGUAUUUCAAUUUUCAUUUUUGUAUUUUAAAACGAAAAUCAAAUAACCACUCGUUUUCUGUUUUUUAAUACCCGUUUCUGAAAGGAAAAUCCAAUGACCAAAACAUACACGGACCUUAGCUAAGGGGUAUGAGAUAGGAUGGACCGGGUUGAUUAGCCUGCUAACUUCAAUAACACAAUACAUAGAAAGUCUGUGAUAAUGUCAAAAGUGUCAUUUUUGUUCAUCUUUCACAAAUUGACAUUUUCUAAAUAUACAUAUUAUAUAUUAAAUAUAACUGACCGUUAAAUAUUCAUUUUCAUUCAUUUUACUAAGAUCCUCCUAAAUGUUACACACUGGACCUUUAAUGUAAAACUAGAGGUAAAACCCCCUGACCCAAUCUCUAAAGUCCACUUCCUCUUACAUUCACAGAUUCUGCAGAAUGCUGAUGUGAGUUUGUGGUCAAACUGCAAGUGGCUCUUUAGAGAUUGUUCAGUGAAAUAGAAUGAAUUCCCUGGUUCACUGCUGUCGGAUGAUUCAGGAAAUUCACAGGAGCGGAAAGACAAGGUUUCCCUCCCACAGAAUCACAGGAAAAGGCAAAGAAAAAGGACAUUUUCUGUCUCUGAGGGGAAAAUCAUCAUCUUUAGUAUAGUCACCACCAUCUGUUGUUUCAUACUUGCACUGGCGUAUUCUUCAAGUCUCCAAAUUUGGAUUAUAAAGCAUUAACCAGGAUUAAGUAAAACUGGAUUAUUCACCAGGGAGACACAAAAUAGAAAUUGGCAAAAAUCGGAUGUGAGUCAACAGCAGUUAGAGGUUGCUAUAGUUACAUAUUAAUCACUGUGAUAGCAGGAUCCAGGACCUUCAGGUUCCACCAUGCUGUACUUCCAGGUGGUGAUCCUGGCAGCUACAGUGAUGCUGGUUUACUACUGUGAGUUCACGGACACUUUCAGUCCGGCAGAGCAGGGCUUCAUCUGCAGAGACCCGACUUUGACUAAACCAGAUCCCGGACCUGAGCAGGACAGCCGCAUCCAGCCUGUAAUACUGUACUCUGUGGUGGGCGGGCUGCCUGUUGUACUGAUCUCAGGUGUAGAGCUAGUUAUCUUUCUUCUUCACUACAACUCCAACAACCUGUACGACCAAGAGAAGGUUGUUGUCAUGGGUGACUGUUGCUAUGUGAACCCCAUGGUGCGCAGGACCUUCCGUUUCCUUGGUGUGUACGUUUUCGGUCUGUUUACAACAGACAUCUUCGUCAACGCGGGUCAGUUUAUCACAGGAAGUCUGGCUCCUCACUUCCUUUCUGUUUGCCAGCCCAAUUACACUGCCCUCGGCUGCCAGGACACAACACACUUUGUCAGCCAAUCAGACGCUUGCACUGGAGAUCCCGAAGACAUCAUGAGAGCUAGAAAGACCUUCCCGUCCAAAGAGGCAGCGCUGAGUCUGUAUACAGCUGUUUACCUGGCAAUGUACGUCAUGUCUUGUGUCGGUUCAAAAGGAGGUCGUCUGACUGGCCCCCUCCUUAGUCUCUCAUUGGUCAGUCUGGCUGUGCUGACAGGCGUCAACAGAGUGGCAGAGUACCGAAACCACUGGAGUGAUGUCAUUGCGGGACAAACCAUCGGGGGAGCUAUUGCUGUCUUUCUGGUUGUGUUUGUGGUCCAGUAUUUUAAAAAGAGACCUGUGAUUUCUCGGAGUUCCUCAGAUACAGGCACAGCUAACACUGAUGAGGCUUCACCCCAGAUAAAUCACACUAUGGGAACCAGUGACCAAUACAUUGUCACACAGAGCCCAGGAUCCUUCACAGAAGUCACAUGACUAUGACCCCCGUCCCCCCCCCCACAUGACCAAGGGGCAAUGGAAGUUAUUCAUUCUACAUCACACAUAUUUUGAGACUGUAGCCUCUUUAAUUUAUUUAUACAAAUGUAGAUGAUAUAUUGAUGCCAUAUUGUAAAUGAUGUAGCACCUUUACCGUAUCCAGAGGCAGCAAACUACAAACAUUGCAAACAGCAUGACUAAUAUGACAAGUAGUAAAACGGUGUAAAAUAAUUCGUAUUAUACAUCAUAGUAUAUAGCAGUAAUCCAUACAUUAGUGUCCUUAAAGGUCCAGUGUGUAACAUUUAGGAGGAUCUAUUGGCAGAAAUGGAAUAUAAUAUUCACAGCUAUGUUUUCACGAGUGUAUAAUCACCUGAAUAUAGGAAACAUGUUUUCAUUACCUUAGAGUGAGAAUUCUUUAUCUACAGAGGGUGCACAUCAGAAGCGCCUUGUUUCUACAGUAGCCCAGAACAGACAAACCAAACACUGGCGCUAGAUAGGGCCUUUCUUGUUUUUUUUUUAGAGUUUCGUGGCCACUGUAGUUUCUCUGACAUGCUUAGUUAAGUCAAGGAGUUUCAGUUAGAAUCUGCAACUUCACUGCUUGAUGCAACUUAAUCCGACUCACUGGAUCUUUAAGGUAAAACUGUGUAAAAUAAUGUAAGUCAGUUUGCAUUGAUUAACUCUUGUUAGUGGUCGUAGGAUGUGCAAUGGCACCGUUUAAGACAGGGUCUUCCCAAGCAACAAUAUUCGUGGCCAUUCUUUGUUCCAGUAGCUUCUGUCAGUAGCUUUAUUUUGAUUGUUUUUGUGAAAAAAACAUUAUCAAUACCAAAGAUACUUUACUUCCUGUGUGUUCAAAUUGUUUGAUUUGUAUUCCACAUGAAUAUGUGUCAUGUUUGAAAGUACAGUGUUGUGUGUUACUUCAAACUCACAGGCCAGCAAAGAGAUUAUUUAUUAUUUUAUACACUCACUGUUUUGUCCCUCACACCCUGCUAGUCAUCCUACUAUUCUAAUAAAUGUGACCAUUUAUCCCAUACUUUGUCCUUUGUAGGUUGAAAACUGAAAACUACUUUGGGCCACGGGCCAAAAGCAAAGUGUCACUCUGCCCGGCAUGCUUUGAUAAUUAAGGAUCCUACAUAUUUAAAAGGCAUUUUUACCUCACAAAUAAUAACAUUUGACAUUUCAAAAUUACUAUAUGAGACACUACUGAUCAAAGUGCUGAUGGAACCUGCAUGUCAGGUUGUAUGAUGUGUUUUAUUCCUGAGAGGGCCAGUGGGCGUUGUUUCAUUCUGUAAAAAAAGAAAUCAUAAAAUAACCUGAUACUGUAUAUAUGAACACAUAUUUGCUGCUGUAAAUAUACUCUUUAUUUAGUGUCACAGUGAAGUACCUUGACUCAAGUUGCUCUGUAGCUGCCAUGUUGAUUUCUGCUCAAACUGAUGGUGAAUUUCUUUGUAUGUACUUUUUAUGAUACAUAGAUACAUGGUGUUUCAAGGUGUUUCAGUAACUGCCUUACCUGAGAUAACUUUUGAAAUAGUAUGUCUAUGUAUGCUCUGUGGCAGGGGCGUUUCCAGACUUUUUGGACUGGGGUGGUGGCACCGACUUAUGCAGGGGUAGCAUCAAGUAUGUGUCUCAGCUUUACAGUCAUUCCCAAUUUAUAUAGUUCCAACACUGUUCACGGACCCCGGUAUGCAGAAAUAUUCAAAUACACUAUACAAAAAAAAAAAUGUAUACCACAUGCAAUAAAAAAAAGCAUGUGAUUAGCAUAAAGUGGGCAUGUCUGCAAAGAGGAGACUUGUGGGUACCCAUAGAACCCAUUUUUAUUCAGAUAUCUUAAGGUCAGAGGUCAAGGGACCCCUUUGAAAAUGGCCAUGCUAGUUUUUCUUUCGCCACAAUUUAGCCGUUGCUUUGGAGAAUUAUUUAGCCCCUAUCCCGACAUACUAGCAUGACAUAGUUGGUACCAAUGCAUCUUCACUCUAGCUUUAAAUCACAGCCCAUUACAGCCUCUAAAAGACAGAAUGGAAGAGGGGAAGGAUAAUGGGGUGGCACUUGCGGUGGCCAAUUAGUUUACCAAUGCCACCCCAGCCACCCCCCUCUGUACACAACCUCUGCUCAGUGAAACAAGAGUAGGAAAGUAACAGAUUAUGAAAAUAAAGAGUCACACAGGUUGGUGACUUCACCUCAGUAGAGAUCUACACUCUUCACCAUAAAGUUGUUCUUAAGGAUUGUACAGUAGCAGAAGUCCCCCUCCAAAUGCUUCAAAUAUUAAACUAAAAUUUUCAUUA
Messenger RNA from Dicentrarchus labrax (European seabass), 6183 nucleotides. Its product is annotated as phospholipid phosphatase-related protein type 5-like. The transcript has 6 exons. The record is from RefSeq and is a predicted model, not a curated record. Bases 2972 to 3907 code for a protein of 311 amino acids. Gene Ontology annotation, molecular function: phosphatidate phosphatase activity. NCBI's taxonomy places the organism in Eukaryota, Metazoa, Chordata, Actinopteri, Moronidae. Gene Ontology annotation, biological process: phospholipid metabolic process; signal transduction; phospholipid dephosphorylation.